GCAGCGGCCAAGCGCUGGGCGAAGUUCGGUGUGGAUCGGCGACGACCUCGCAAGGAGCUUCGCAUCUGGGCGUUGAGUGAUGUCUUCUUCGACCAGCACGGUGUGCCUGAGUGGUGCAAGAGCUUGUCUUCGUCCUUCUUCCGUGACGACGUGCUGAUGUUGGCUGGAAACUUGGCCGACUCCUUGCCGCAGCUGAGAUUUGCUCUAACGGUACUGAAAAGCAAGUUCCGUCGCAUCUUUUACGUGCCCGGAAACCAUGACCUCUGGGUGCGCCGGGUGACGCUGAGCAGCAUCAUCAGGGGGGAGCAGGUCAAAGAUGAGCAGAGGGAAGCUCGACUGCAGACCAGCAUGCCAGAAUCACAUAUGUAG
Molecule: messenger RNA, 369 nt
Organism: Symbiodinium sp. CCMP2456
Lineage: Eukaryota; Dinophyceae; Suessiales; Symbiodiniaceae
Source: the annotation of a GenBank genome assembly